AUGAGGAGUCAUCUAAGGUUAGAAAGGGAAGCGCGUAACAGCCAUAUUCACCACUCACCUUGCAGCGGAGCGGAAAUGGCGUCAUCUCUUCGUGUCUGCCAAAAGCUACCCUCAAGCCUUGCAAAUGGAAUUGUCAACGCCCAUGCGAGGCGCCUUGUUCACACCGACAUCAAGUUCCCUGAUAUGUCUCAAUUUCGACGCGAUUCAACGUUGGAUAUCAACAAAGCCGCUCGAGAAUCUGAAGAUGAACGUCGUGCUUUUACACAUUCUAUAUUGUACGGAGCUGGCGGUGCGAUUUCAUUAUGGGCUGGGAAAGAGAUGCUUCAGACGAUGGUGUAUUACAAGAACAUGCCUGCUGAUACGUUGGCAAUUGCUACCACUCAAAUAGACACCAGUGAAAUCCCAGAAGGAGAAACGAGACGGUACAAUUUUCAAGGAAAACCUGUCUUUGUGAGGCAUCGCACACAGGAGGAGAUCGCAAAAGAAAAGGAUGUGAACAUAGCUAAUCUGCGUCAUCCGGAGCGCGACGACGAGCGUGUGCAAAGAGCCGGAUGGUCUGUAGUGAUGGGAAUCUGCCCUCAUCUAGGAUGCGUACCGAUACCGAAUGCAGGUGAUUAUAAUGGCUACUUCUGUCCAUGCCAUGGAGGCCACUUUGAUACAUCUGGUCGCAUAAGGAAGGGACCAUCCCCGUUAAAUCUUGAAUUUUCGAAGAUAAUCAAUUUCUUGAACCACCAGUGUUAAUUCGAGCAUUUCUUUGGUUCUUUA
Messenger RNA from Cylicocyclus nassatus, 765 nucleotides. The record is from the annotation of a GenBank genome assembly. Lineage: Eukaryota; Metazoa; Nematoda; Chromadorea; Rhabditida; Strongylidae.